AUGUCGAAACGUCAGCAUGACGAUGCCAUUGCCGGGCCGAGCCGUGAGAUGCCGGAAGGUCGCCUGUUGCCGUGCUAUCCUUGCGUGGUAACGCCAGAAGGCACGGUACGCACACAAGGCGAUCCAGUGCUGUACCAAGCGACAUCAAGCGGACGCAUUCGUCCUUGGAUACAUGCCUCUACCCCGACAAUGGCAUCGCCGUCAUCGUUAGUUCCUGAGGCUGCGGGUGGUAAGAAAAGGUGCCGUCGCGCCCUGAACCUGAAAGAAAUUGCGGCAAUUCUUCAGGACUCAGGCAGCGACGGCGAAAACGAUGACGAUGAAGAGGGCGGUGAAGGUGACAUUGAUAUCCCGGACUUUGUUCGUCUUCGCCAAGCAGCCCGCAAUUCACGAAACGUGCAUGUCCGGGAUCAGCGAAAUAUGUUUGAGGAUGAUGAUGAUGAAGAUUUGGUAAUGUGUGAUGAAAUUGAUACGAGAAGUGCCGUAGAGUGUGAAAAUGACGAGAAUGAAGAAGAGAAUGAAUGGCAUGUGAAUGUGCAGGAAAGAGCGAGAGAGAAUGAGAAUGAAGAGGCAUUGAUGGAAGACGAAAGAACAGAGAAUGAAAGAAUAGAGAAUGCGGAUGGAAGGAGAGAAAUGAGAGGAAUGACAGGGAGCUCUGGAGCAGCUGCACCUGUCGAUACGACUUUCUUCUGGUCGGAAGAUUUUACAUCUUUUACGGCUCAGAAGGAAACGUAUUUGCGCGUGCCCGGCCCAACUUUUUCUUCCCAAGAUCCCACCGCUAUCUUUUGUAAGAUCUGGGAUCGUGAAUUUAUGGAGACCAUUGUCAGAGAGACAAAUGAAUAUGCAUGUGAAAUAAUCUCUCAGCUCUCCGACCCUGAUAUUGGUGGUAGGAUUCCAAAUUACUUGGAUUCCUGGACCGAUACCACGGUUGAAGAGCUGUAUAGAUAUUUUGCCGUGCUAAUUUAUUUAUCUUUUUGCUAUCGUUCCAAAAUUCACGAAUACUGGGACACGGAGAUCUUGGAAAUGCCUUCAUUCCGCAAAAUUAUGUCGCGGACUAGAUUCCUGCUACUUACCAAAUUUUUGCACUUUGUGAGUAAUGAAAAUUUGGUAAGUAGGGGAUAUGAACGCAAAGUGGAAAAAAUUGCGCCGGUUGUGGACCACUGCUACCGAAAGUUUGCAGAAAUGUAUACACCGUCUCAGUACCUCAGCUUAGACGAGUCCUUGCUUUUAUGGAAGGGUCGUUUAAGCUGGAGGCAGUGUAUACGGACCAAAGCUGCUCGCUUCGGAUUCAAGUCCUUUGAUCUUUGUGAGGCUGAAACCGGCUACUUGCUCCAAUACCGGCUGUACACAGGCAAAAAUACUGCCAUGUAUCCCGGACCCUUACAUGGCUUUAAUGACAAAACCGCGAAGGUUGUCUUACAGCUCAUGGAGGGGUACCUGGAUACAGGGCAUGUUCUCGUUAUGGACAAUUGGUAUAACCAAUUGCUCUUAACGAGAUAUCUUAAAAGCCGGUGUACAGAUGUAUUGGGCACGAUAAGCCGCCGGCGAAAGGGGAUACCACAUGCUAUAAAGGAUUUGAACCCGAAGCAGCUGGAGCGUGGGGUGUCUGUAGGUAGACAUUGCGGUGACAUCGCGUUGGUGGCGUGGAAAGACGUCAAACUUGUCACCGUUUUGUCUACCUACCACCAACAUGAGAUGGUACCGGGAAGACGUGCUGGACAGGCGGUCCUGAAGCCAACAGUGGAUCAGGAGUACAACCGAUACAUGAGAGGCGUAGACUUGAAAGAUCAAAAGUUGUCUAUGUUCUUAUUAGAACGGAAAAGAAACCGGAAAUGGUACAUGAAAGCGUUUAAAAGGCUGUUAAACACCAGUCUUUUAAACGCUUUCAUUAUUUAUUUGCGGAACCCCAUUUAUCGCUUGUAUUCCUACCGCCAGUUUAGGCUGAAGGUCGCCAAAGGGCUAUUGAGCCGAUACCCACGCGUUUCUCGGUGCCACCCAGAGUACCGAAUCAACUGCAACGGCUUGUUCUUCGUUUGGAACCGGGGAAUCACUUCCCUAUUUAUACGGAAGCUGAUUCGAGGCCGGGAAUUCAAAAAGAAUCGCAAGCAAUUGCGUUGUGUUCGGUGCACUGCUCUAAAAAAACGGGUUGUGGUCACAGUUAUGUGCAAAUUGUGCCAAGUCCCGUUAUGUUUAGGGAAAUGUUGGGAGGACUACCACACCGUGGAAAAUUUGUAA
Molecule: messenger RNA, 2232 nt
Organism: Parnassius apollo (apollo)
Lineage: Eukaryota; Metazoa; Arthropoda; Insecta; Lepidoptera; Papilionidae
Source: the annotation of a GenBank genome assembly